This is a messenger RNA of Trematomus bernacchii (emerald rockcod), 5945 nucleotides long. Its product is annotated as protein EFR3 homolog B. NCBI's taxonomy places the organism in Eukaryota, Metazoa, Chordata, Actinopteri, Perciformes, Nototheniidae. The transcript has 24 exons. Gene Ontology annotation, cellular component: plasma membrane. The record is from RefSeq and is a predicted model, not a curated record. The coding region runs from base 272 to 2725 and encodes 817 amino acids. Gene Ontology annotation, biological process: protein localization to plasma membrane.
GCCAGUAACAGCUGUCAACCAGAGGAACAGUAAGUAAGGCUGUUACUAAAUGUGUCUUUGAAUAGUUUACCUUUAGUCAAAGGGGCUGAAGGGACCCGCACGUAUGCCGCACACUUUAAGGAUUUUCCUCACUUCAUGGCCAAAGACAAUCCAGCGGUUUUCCUGAUUUUUCGAAGCGCCGUUGGAGACUCAGUUUGGGGCUGAAGUGCCUCAAACCUCAGUGCCUCCGUGGACCUGGAAGAGCAGCGCCGCCUUGUGACAAGCUUCCAGCAUGACAGGGGUUUGUGGUUGUUGCGGGGCGCUCAGGCCUCGCUACAAGAGACUGGUCGACAACAUCUUCCCAGAAGACCCAGAGGAUGGUCUGGUGAAGGCCAACAUGGAGAAGCUGACGUUCUACGCCCUGUCAGCUCCAGAGAAGCUGGACCGUAUCGGAGCCUACCUGUCUGAGAGAUUGUCGAGGGACGUGGCCCGACACAGAUACGGGUAUGUGUGUAUAGCCAUGGAGGCGCUGGACCAGCUGCUGAUGGCGUGCCACUGUCAGAGCAUCAACCUGUUUGUGGAGAGUUUCCUUAAGAUGGUGCGGAAGCUGCUGGAGUCCGACAAGCCCAGCCUGCAGAUCCUAGGAACCAACUCUUUUGUGAAGUUUGCAAACAUAGAAGAGGACACGCCAUCGUACCACCGCAGUUAUGACUUCUUCGUGUCGCGCUUCAGUGAGAUGUGCCACUCGAGCUUUGAGGACCCUGACAUCCGCACCAAGAUCCGCAUGGCAGGGAUCAAGGGCCUGCAGGGUGUGGUGAGGAAGACUGUGAACGAUGAGCUGCAGGCCAACAUCUGGGACCCUCAGCACAUGGACAAGAUCGUCCCCUCUUUGCUCUUCAACCUGCAGAGUGGAGAGCGCACGGAGAGCCGCUCCCCCUCUCCGCUGCAGGCGUCGGAGAAGGAGAAGGAGAGCCCGGUGGAGCUGACGGAGCGCUGCUUCAGGGAGCUGCUGGGACGAGCCGCCUAUGGCAACAUCAAGAACGCCGUCACGCCCGUGCUGAUGCACUUGGAUAACCACUCUCUAUGGGAGGGGAAGACCUUUGCAGUUCGUUGCUUCAAAAUCAUAAUGUACUCCAUCCAGUCUCAGCACUCUCACUUGGUCAUCCAGCAGCUUCUCGGUCACCUUGACGCUAACAGCAAGACCUCAGCCACAGUGCGAGCCGGGAUAGUGGAAGUGUUGCUGGAGGCAGCCGCCAUUGCAGCCAGCGGCUCCGUAGGUCCCACAGUGCUGGAGGUGUUCAACACCCUGCUGCGGCAGCUCCGUCUGAGUGUGGACUACGAGCUGACCGGCUCCUAUGACGGCAGCACCAACAUCGGCACCAAGAUUAUCAAAGCUCAUGAGGAGAGGCAGCUGCAGGAGGCUGUCAUCAGGACCAUCGGUUCUUUUGCCAACACACUACCGACAUACCAGAGGUCAGAGGUCAUGCUCUUCAUCAUGGGCAAGAUUCCCGUCCCUGGGAUUCACCCAGCUCUCACUUCCAUAGGCUCUGGGCCCGAGGUGACGAGGAUGAUCCAGGUUAUGUUACUGAAGUCCUUGGUCCAGGUGACGGCUGGUUUCCAGACCACCAACAUGCUGACGGCGCUGCCCAGCUCCUUCCUGGAGCCGCUGCUGUCCUUCUCCCUCACCGAGGACCCAGAGCUCCGGCUGCUGAUUCUGCAGAUCCUCCUCAGUCUCAUCGACAGGCACGACAACACAGCAAAGUUCUCCGACAUUAGCAUCAUCUCAGACAUCUCUGUGCUCAAGCUCAAAGUCGACAAGUGCUCCAGGCAGGACAACUUAUUCAUGAAAAAGCACGGCCAGCAGCUGUACCGUCACAUCUACCUGGGCUGUAAGGAGCCGAGCAGUGGCGGGCAGCACUACGAGUCUCUCUUCGCUCUGCUGGGUCUCCUCAGCGUGGAGCUGGCUAACGAGGAGGUGGUGGUGGACCUGAUUCGCCUGGCGCUCGCCCUGCAGGACCUGGCUCUGUCCACUGACGAGGCGCUUCCUGUUUAUAACCGCUGUGCUGUUCACGCCAUCGCCGCCGCCUACCUCAACCUCAUCUGCCAACUCACCACCGUCCCAGCCUUCUGCCAGCACAUACACGAGGUGAUUGAGGUGAGGCAGAAAGAACGGAGCUACCUUUUGCCUGAGGAUGUCUUCAUUGAUAAUCCCAAGCUGCCUUCUUCACUGGAGAAGGUGGAAGGGGACGUUCUGUUCCUCCAGUCCAAGAUCACUGAGGUCCUCGGAGGCAGUGGGUAUAACACAGACAGACUGGCUACCCCGUAUGUCCCCCAGUACACUGAUGAGGACCGUCUGUCCAAGAGGAAGAGCAUCGGAGAGACCAUCUCACUGCAGGUGGAGGUGGAGUCCAGAAACAGUCCAGAGAAAGAAGAGAGGACGCCAGCAGAGGAGAUCACAUUUGAAACCUUAAAGAAUGCCAUCGUGGACAGCGUCGGUAUGGAGGAGCAGGAGAGGGAGCGGAGGAGACAAGUGGUGGAGAAGUUUCAGAAGGCCCCCUUCGAGGAGAUAGCUGCACACUGUGGUGCCAGGGCCACUCUACUCCAGAGCAAACUCAAUCAGAUCUUUGAGAUUACAAUCAGACCCCCCCCCAGCCCAUCUGGAACCAUUUCAUCAGGUUACGGCCAAAGCCAGAGUCGAUCCGUCCCCCUCUACGAGAUGAAGUUUCCUGACCUCUGUGUUUACUAGCGCAGAAAGGGAAGUUACAGAACUAUUUCACAUUUGAGGACAGGCGAGGAAUUCUUUUUGGGGGCGGAUACCGAUCUUUACAUGGAAUCACAUGAUCACAGGGGAUGAGGAGAAAAAACCACAGUCUACUCAAGAACAAGCUACUUGUUGAUCAACAUAGUCAUCUGAAAUUCCGUGUGAUUGCAGCCCAAAACAAGCCGGCUAUUUAUGUCGAUUCAUGCAGCAGUAAAACCAACUUUUAUGUGUCUGUUAUUCCCCUCGCGUCUCCUUCGAUGUCUGUAGAAUCUCCUGUGGUUGGAUUUUAACAUUUGAAAUUGCCAAGUUCUGCGAGGGGACGAUAGGUGGCACACUGAGAGUUGUUUCAUUUGAAUGAACUGACUUGUUGCAUGCCAUGUUACUGGACAUUUUUGAUAGCACUACAACUUGGACAUUCUUUCCACCUGUUUGUCCCUUACAGGGUGCCAUACUACUGUUGAUCACGAAAAUUAGAUUGACCGUUUUUUUUAAUAUUUUAUUUGUUUUGUUGUUGGUUGAUUUUUAUCGCCGGAGAGAGCAUAUGUGUAAAAGAUGUAUUUUGAUUUAUGUUUGAAUGAAAUAUGGACAGAUGUAUCCAACUAUGACGCUAAUCCUUACCAUAUCCCAUGUUACUCAGCUCUCUUUUGAAUGUUUUACCAUUUUUUUUAUUUUGCCUUUUUAGUGUUAGCCAAAAGUGCUUUUUCUUUCAGGACAGGCGUCUAUUUCCUGCACCUCCGUAUUUUUUCUUUCAUAUCGUUAUUUUAUUGUUUUUAUCCGUGAUGUAAAUGAUUUAUCUUUGUGCUAUCCUCCCAAAGUGAGUGUGCCUUGCAGGUGACUCGAGUUCAAACGUACACAGAAACACACACUGCUUCACAGUCAUGACCACACUUAUCUUCUGAAGUGUUUACUGUGAUGUUUACCAGAUCAAACACUAGAGGGUAAAUAAGGAUCCUUUAUUUUCUCCUUUCCAUAUAAAUGUGUAUAUACAGAGAAAUAUAUAAAUCUAUAAGCGGAUGUACAGAGUAGGGAUUCUUUGGUGUGUGUACUGUAUAUAAACUGUAUAUUAAUUCUAAUUUUAGACUGCCACUGCACUGAUUGUGUCCAUAGAUGAGGGAGAAAGCUACUUAGAUAGUACUCAGAUUUGUUUGUAAACUCUUCAAUAUGUUACAUACGGGAGCACUGAGAGGCAAGGGGGAUAAUCCAAAUUCUGGUGAUACAUGUUUCCAAUUCUGAACAUACGUUUGUGUUAAUGAACAGUUCAAAUAAGGUGAACCAGGAUAAUCUUUCAUUUUUUUUAAACAACACACAAUAUAUGUACUUUGUAUUUUCAAAGACAUUAAAACUCACAUGGAAGAAAGCAUGAAUUAUUUUAGGCUUAUUCAAAAACAUGGAGCACUUCUUCUACCUGUAGGCUAAAUGAGUAUUAAAACAAACACAAACUAAUUGUACGUGCCAUAUAUGGCAAAUAUAACCCUGGCAAAACCUGGAUGUUCACCUGUUCUCUCUUCACAAACUCAGGAGGGAAAUCUUUUACAUCAGAAUUUGAAAAUACGUAAUUUAAUACGAUUGUUUUUGUUUUUUUACUUGCCUCUCGGGACCUCCGUAGAAACCAGCAACACAUGAAAUCAAAAAGGUUCAUUGACAAGGGUUUGAACAGCCCACAAGAAAACAUCUCCAUCGUCUUGAGGCCAGUUUAUCACACUAGUGACGUCUGAAACGUGUCCUGCUAAAGAAUUAAUGAAAUAAUCGACUUCAUUAUUCGCCACAUAUUACCAGACAGGUUUUUAGCACCAUUGUGACCUGUAGAGCUGCCAUCACAUUCUCAGUCCUGCUGGAAUAAGUUUGCACUCUGUUCUUAUGCCACACCGCUGCUAACGCUGCCGCGGCUUCCAAGCAGUGCACCUGUCUCAUUCAGCAAGAUUAAAGUCUAAAAGCCAUUUUUUAUGCAUGUGUGCACAUACACACAGGUAUCGAAGCAAAGUAUAAGGGCAAUAACUUGCCACUAGCCUGGCUAACACAGCCCAACUGUUGGUAGCAGAUCCGUUUGUGUUUUAAAUGGUUACCUUCUGUUGUUGUUGUGGUGCUGUGAUGGUCAGUAUUGUGAUGUUGUGAGAGACCGACCCCCCCCCCCCCCCCCCCCCCCCCCCCCCCCUCUUCUGCUUCUGCGCUUCUGUGAACUAUCUGCAUGGCGCGUGAGUCGCGCUGCAGCCAUGUUUAAUGUAACGGUGUCCGUUCUGUGUCACGCUCCAAUUCUUUUACUAUGUAGUGUCAUCUGUAUGUAUAUUCAUGUCCACUGUAUCAGAUCUGUUCAUGUUUACCAUUUUAGUGCAGAAGUGUGUGUGUGUGUGUGUGUGUGUGUAUUUAAUCAUGCGUCUGUAUGAACACUCACGCAGAUGUGUGUGUGUGUGUGUGUGUGUGUAUAUCGUCAUUACCCAAGACCAAAAUCAGUUUACAGUUUUUUUUCCAGUGACUUUUUCCACAAUGUUAACAAAGAACAAUUCAUCUUACAGCGACGUGCAGCUGUUAAAAACCUUCCAGCGACACCUUGUGAAGUCUUUUCAGCAUCUUGGCAGUGAAGAUCUGUAAAUCUACCAGAGUGCUUGUUGUCAUUGCAUAGUGUAUGGUAAUAUUGACUAACGGUAAACCAAAUCUUACUUUUGUCAUUAAAUGUCUCGUUAAUAGAUCUGUUUACAACGUAGUGCUGUAGGUCAAAAAUCUAUUCAUUCUGUGAACUUUGCACUUUAAAAACUGGAUUCCCUAGUGACAAAGGCAGCUUUUACAAGGAGAAAAUGCCUUAUGAGUGUCAGAACCUGACUUUGCAUGCUUGUGAUGUUGCCGUUGUGUACAAUAAAUGUGUCUGUAUCCAGAAAUAGUCUGAUCUGUUUCUGUUUUUACUUGUUAUUGACAAUUGGGCAAGCGUCAUGGAGUGGAAUUUUGUUUUCAAAUGUGAUCUGAAUCUGCGUAACAUCAUCAUGCAUCAUCAUACAGUACAAUAAAAAUAAACAAACACAUGCUGGAGUGCUGAGUCAGUUGCAGAGGUCAACACAUAUUAAGCAAUCAUUAAUGUUAGGUUUCCUUAACAAUGCUUGUCGUGUUAUUAUUUGACUUGCCUGUAAUGACUGAGUUAUGUCACUGUGACAAUACUUGCAUCAGUACUGUCACCUGAAGGAGUGGUUUUUCAGAAUUAAAUGUAUCAUGUGUUUUA